AUGAGAUACUCUGCUCACGUCACACAGGUCGUGCUUCUGCUCGCUGCUGCCAUCGUGGUCAUGCCGCAAUCUCUUCCGGUGCUGACACCGCGCCAACUGGCUGUCAAUCAACUGGUCAAUGCUUCUCGAAUCCUGGCACAACAAGGCAUCGCCGACGAUUCAGCUGGUCACAUUUCGAUCCGCGACCCUCUGUCGCCCAACACUGCAUUCCUGAUCACCACUGACAGCCGUACUGCCGCACAGGUGACUCCUGCCGACAUCGCCGUGGUUAGAAUCAAUGACUCGGUCGUCACCUCGGCGGCGCUCAGCGGCUAUCCCAUACCAAAUCGCCCUGCCGAGGUCUUUAUUCAUUCUUCCAUCUACCAGAGAUUCCCCAACAGCACCGUCAACAGCAUCGCUUUCUACCAGACCGAACAACUUCUACCUUGGGCGAUGUUUCGGGCUAACCGCGCAAAUGGCACCUCUGCUGGUGCAACGGCGUCGGACAUGACGAGCUUGUACUCGGCUACUUCAGGAUCCGCUUUCAUGGGCGCUCAUCCUGCUCCGAUCUUCGACGCCUUGGAUGCUGACCCCAACACUUUGUCUCUGGCUGUGGACAAUGUGAUCAAGGGAUUUGGUCUAGCGCAGAAGUUUGGACCUGCGAGCGCUACCGUGGAUACUAUCAAUCAGACCGACGGAUUCCGACCUCUGGUGCUCAUGCGUAAUCAUGGCGCUACCGUGGUGGGUACAAGCGUACCAGAAACAGUCUUCCGUUUCAUUCAAGCUGCUAAAAGUGCCAGGGUUCAGUUCCACGCCGCGGCCCUGACAUUGGGCAACGGAUCGACCCCGCUUUUCGUUCCCAGUACGGUUACAAAGACUACGGACGCCUAUCUGCGCAGCUGGCUACUUUGGAUGACGCAGAUUGAGACUGCGAUCCGUGACGAUUCAGCUCGCAGUCCAGAUUUGUGGAAGGGUGACGGUGAUUCUGGAUCUGGAUCUGGAUCUGGAUCCGGUUCCGGCACAGGUACGAGCUCGCGCACGAACUCGGCAAGUGAGAGCAAGAACAUUGCGGCUUCUUCGCGAUUCUUGGCUUACGUCGUUCCGAUACUUUGCCUACUCAUUGCUCACAUGUUUGCAUUGCUGAUCUAG
Molecule: messenger RNA, 1128 nt
Organism: Mycosarcoma maydis (corn smut)
Lineage: Eukaryota; Fungi; Basidiomycota; Ustilaginomycetes; Ustilaginales
Exons: 2
Coding region: 1-1128 (375 amino acids)
Cellular component (GO): cytoskeleton
Molecular function (GO): actin filament binding
Source: RefSeq, a predicted model, not a curated record